CCCGGUUACAGUCAUUGUUCGUAGUUCAGAAACUGAAAAUUCCCCUAUUGUUUUAGAAUAAAAAUAAACAAUGAGUCUCAUGACAUAAAAUAGGGUUUCACUUUCAUAUAAAAAUCACACAAAAACGAAUAAUUUCAACAAAUUAAUAACAUUUCGACUAGAAGAUCAUCAUGAAAACUUUCAGUGCUAUUCUGUUCUUUGCAUCUGUUCUAAUCUUGCAAGUUAUAUGCGAUGAUAAGAAUCCAGAACCUAAAGUAGGAGAGCCUCAAUACAGCUUGCAAGCAGCAGGUGGUGGAAAUAAUGCGAAAAACUUCAAUUUGGGUUACAAUGCUGGAGUCGGUACUCGAGUCUGGGAAAGCAAAAAGAAAGACAUGAGUCUGGACCUCGGAGUUUCAUAUGGACGAGGUAUCGCACGAGUGGAUGGCCAUACGUACAAGUCUGAACCUAAAUAUGGUUUUGGCGGAACUUUCAGAUUUGGCAAGAAACGAUGAUCACUGAAAAAUAUCCCACACUUAAAAGAAAAAUUGUUAACAGGAAGUUUGUAUCCAUAAAAAUAAAUGAUGAAAAAUCUGA
Molecule: messenger RNA, 573 nt
Organism: Parasteatoda tepidariorum (common house spider)
Lineage: Eukaryota; Metazoa; Arthropoda; Arachnida; Araneae; Theridiidae
Source: RefSeq, a predicted model, not a curated record